GGGGCAUCUUGUCCAAACCCUCGCGCUAACUCAAUUAAAUCCCCAAUAAAAGGCUCCUGCCGCUGACCUGGCACUGCACACACCGCUCAGCAGCCACUUGCCUCACCCUGCCUGUGCAUUAGCUUGACUACCAAGAUGCCUCAAUUACUGCAAAACAUCAAUGGGAUCAUCUACACCUUCCAACGCUACGCCAGGACAGAGGGCAACUGCAUGGUGCUCAGUCGGGGGGAACUGAAAAGGCUCCUGGAGCAGGAGUUUGCUGACGUCAUCGUGAAACCCCACGACCCAGCCACCGUGGAUCAGGUCCUGCGCCUGCUGGAUGAAGACCACACAGGGACCGUAGAAUUCAAGGAAUUCCUGGUCUUGGUGUUUAAAGUCGCACAGGCCUGUUUUAAGACGUUGAGUGAGGGUCCUGAGGGAGCUUGUGGACCUCAAGAGUCUGGAAGCUUCCCCCGCGGGGCCUCAGCAGAGCUGGGAGAAGGACAGAGAAGUGUCACAGAAGUGGGAGGCGGUGGGGAAGGACAGCGUCAUGAGGGGAGCAGUGGUGGCCAGGGCAGGCAGGCUUCCAGAGGGCAAGACGGGGCUGGGGCACACACCCAGGGGCCGGACAUCAGCUCUUCUCAGGUCAGUCACCGGGAGGGGCAGCACGCAUCCCAGAGACAGAAGAGAGAGAGCCAGCAGACACAAGCGAGGGGGCACGUGGAGCCAAACCAGAGAGUGGGAGAAGACCAGAGUCAUCAGACCAGUGAGUGGGUGUCGGAGAGACAGUCACAGACUAGAGAACAGAACAGAGCCCACCAGACACGUGGGACUGUUACUGGCACCAUAACUCAGACCCAGACAGGUGCCACCCAAACCAUGGAGUGGGACAGGAACCAGAUGAGCCAGGUAGCCACUAGAGGACACGAUCAGAUACCUACAGGGUCACACACCCAGACCGUACAGCAGGACAGGAGCCACCAGGCAGGAAGCACUAGCACCCAGACACGGGAGUCCACCCAUGGCCAGACCAGAGGAACUGAGACCCACACUCAAGACAGGAGCCAGAUGAGCCAGGUAGCCACAGGAGGGCACGUUCAGACACAGACAGGGUCACACACCCAGCAGGGCAGGAGCCACCAGACAGGAAGCACUAGCACGCAGUCACGGGAGUCCAUCCAUGGCCAGACCAGAGGAACUGAGACCCACACUCAAGACAGGAGCCAGAUGAGCCAGGUAGCCACUGGAGGACACGUUCAGACACAGACAGGGUCACACACCCAGCAGGGCAGGGGCCAUCAGACAGGAAGCACCAGCACCCAGUCUCAAGAGUCCACCUAUGGCCAGACCACAGGGACUGAGACCCACAGUCAAGACAGGAACCAGAUGAGCCAGGUAGCCACGGGAGGGCACAUUCAGACACAGACAGGGUCACACACCCAGACCACCCAGCAGGACAGGAGCCAGACAGGGGCUAGAGGACAGGGACAGACCCAGACACAGUCAGGCAGCUGUGAGGCAGAAGAGAUCGUGCCAGGAGGUCAAGCCCAGGCUGGGAUCAGCACCCCAACAGGCACACAGGACGGCAGCAACACUCACUCAGGGAGCAGUGGGACAGGAGGGCAGGAUGAAAGAGAGCCCCUGGUCAAGGAGGAGUGGGUUGAUGACCAGACAAGGGACACAGUGAUUGGAAGGCAGGACCAGGGCAGCCUGCACAGCGCCCAGCCAGAAGGGAAGCGAGAGCUCACAGCCAGGGGGCUGUAUUCAUACUUCACAAGCAACAAGCCAUGAGCGUCCCAGCCCUGGAUCCCAGUGCCCAGUGCCAGAAGAAGACAGCUGGAGAGGCAUUGGCUUAUGCUUCCCUGGCCAGUCCGGCUGGCAUGUCCCUGAACAUCAGAUCUUAAUCAUGGUGCCUCUCUCUUAGGUCUUUCUCAGUGAGGCCAUUUCUGCAAGGUGCUUUCUCUCCUACACUCUUCUCUCUCACCUGCUCUGCUGUGCAGACCAUCUCAGCAGCAGGAAGACACAGAACAAGUCAUCCCUUUUACCGAAUGUUCUUCAGCUUAUGGAGUUUUCAGAAUUGCUUUUCUCUCUGCCCUCUGUCCACCACCCCACCUAUCCUGGUGCAUCAAUAAAACCCAUCUAAGGA
Myotis daubentonii (Daubenton's bat) is the source of this 2125-nucleotide messenger RNA. It is a transcript of the gene CRNN, whose product is annotated as cornulin. The record is from RefSeq and is a predicted model, not a curated record. Lineage: Eukaryota; Metazoa; Chordata; Mammalia; Chiroptera; Vespertilionidae. Gene Ontology annotation, biological process: cellular response to cytokine stimulus; regulation of phosphatidylinositol 3-kinase/protein kinase B signal transduction; positive regulation of cell cycle G1/S phase transition. Gene Ontology annotation, molecular function: calcium-dependent protein binding; calcium ion binding; transition metal ion binding.